Molecule: messenger RNA, 606 nt
Organism: Penicillium macrosclerotiorum
Lineage: Eukaryota; Fungi; Ascomycota; Eurotiomycetes; Eurotiales; Aspergillaceae
Product: mitochondrial 54S ribosomal protein mL58
Exons: 1
Coding region: 1-606 (201 amino acids)
Cellular component (GO): mitochondrial large ribosomal subunit
Molecular function (GO): structural constituent of ribosome
Source: RefSeq, a predicted model, not a curated record
AUGACUACCUCCCUCGUGGCCCCAAAGCGGCCCUUCGUCACCCUUCCUUUUCUCCUUCCUUCCUGGACAGAUAGUCUUGCGCUUGGGUCUCGGCGCCAUCAAUCAUCAUAUCGGCGCACAAAACAGCGUCUACGCGUGAAGCCGGAUGCCUCAUUUGGCCCCUCGAACCAGAAUCGCGAUCAGAUCAUCUACAACCCUCCUUCUAGCGCUCCAACAGUCUUCCAUACCCCGAGCAAAUUCUUGCCACCCACCGAUGCUCGGAGGCUGAUGCGCGUGGAAGACUCGGUUAAAAUGACUCCCAACGUCAACACCCUCCCCCAGGUCUUCAAGAACGGCUCCGAGCGAAAGUACCACCUGGGUCCCUCGGAAGUUGAAGAAAUCCGUCAACUCCGAUUGAGUGACCCUAUGACCUGGAGCCGAAACAAACUUGCCAAGCGAUUUGAGUGCUCGCCACUUUUUAUCGCCUUGGUCUGUGAGGCUGGCCCAGAGAAGAAGCAAAUUCAGAAGCAAGUGAUGGAAGCUGUGCAGUCACAAUGGGGACCGAAGCGGCGGAUGGCUCGAGAGGACCGGAAGUUGCGCAGGGAGGCCUGGUGCCGCGAUGAAUGA